Molecule: messenger RNA, 408 nt
Organism: Camelina sativa (false flax)
Lineage: Eukaryota; Viridiplantae; Streptophyta; Magnoliopsida; Brassicales; Brassicaceae
Source: RefSeq, a predicted model, not a curated record
CCGAGCCCUUGUUCUUCUUCUUUUUCCUCCUCUUCUUCCUCUGCUACUGGCUCAGCACGUCUUCUUAACAAGCUCGCUGCUGGAAUCUCCUCGAGAAGACACGGACUCGAGAGGAUCAAGACUGUGAUAUUGUCUGAACAACCAAAAGAAGCCGAGAUUGAAGAAGAAGAGAAGAUGGUGAUAAGCAUGGGAGAGGAUGAAAUGAUUGCUUGUUUCAUGGAUAUUGAUGAAAAGCUGAAUAUUCGUGAACUGCCUUGUGAUCAUGACUCUGCUGCUACCACUACGACGUCGCCGCCUGGCUUCGUGGCUUUUGAUGACUACUCAUCAACAAUGGAUCCAUACGCUCUGUACGAGUCUGAUUUCUAUGAUGAGACUCAACAGCUUGACCUGUUCCUCCUUUGAAUCACA